This is a messenger RNA of Chrysoperla carnea, 1140 nucleotides long. RefSeq lists its product as uncharacterized. The transcript has 2 exons. The record is from RefSeq and is a predicted model, not a curated record. Bases 1 to 1140 code for a protein of 379 amino acids. Lineage: Eukaryota; Metazoa; Arthropoda; Insecta; Neuroptera; Chrysopidae.
AUGAACAGCGAAAUUCUUAAUAUCACUGCAGGUGUUCAAUUCGAAGAUAGUAUUACAAAAGUUGAAUAUCAUACUUACUCACCAUUCUUAUCAUCCUUUAAAAAUAAUGAUGAAGUACGAAUUUGUGUUCAACAUCAAGACUUAAACAUGUUACCAUCUUCAAGUUACAUAUAUAUUGAGGGACGUCUUGAGAAAACAGAUGCAACUAUAUCAUCAACAGCAAAAUUAGUAAAUAAUUGUGUUGCACAUUUAUUUGACGAAAUACGUUAUGAACUAAAUGGGAUUGAAAUUGAUCGAAUUCGUAAUGUUGGUAUUAGCUCAACAUUAAAAAAUUAUAUAUCAUUAAACGAGAAUGAAAGCAAAAUGUUACUGAAUGCAGCAUGGUGUCCUGAAAAUAAUAUAGAUAUUUCUACAGGAAACUUUAAUUUUUCAAAACAUGAAUUAAUAUUAAUUCGUGCUCGUAAUGAUAAUGAUGCAAUUAUUUCAGCAACUGAUUCUGUAAACUUCAAUAUUACUAAACUACAAUGGAGAGUUGCACAUAUACAAAUUCAAGAUGAGCAUAAAUUAGCAUUGUAUAAAUUCAUUAAUGGUGGUCGAUCGAUUCAAAAGAGUUUUAGAAAUUGGAACAUGUAUGAGUAUCCAGUUUUACCUACUACUACACAUCAUAUUCGGACUGUUAAAACAUCAUCACAAUUAGAAAAACCAAGAUAUGUUAUCUUUGCUUUUCAAAAUAAUCGUAGAAAUGAUAAAACUAAAAAUGCGAGUGAAUUUGAUCAUGGAAAUUUGUCAGAUAUAAAAGUAUAUUUAAACUCAGAAUCAUUCCCUUAUGAUGAUUUGAAUAUUGAUUUCAACAAAAACAAAUUUGCAUUACUGUAUGAUAUGUAUGCUAGAUUCCAACAAUCAUAUUAUGCAACUCAAAAUCAACCAUUAUUAACACCUAAAGAGUUUAAGAAUAGAGCACCUAUUAUUGUACUGGAUUGUUCUUUUCAAGUUGAAGACAUAAAGACAGGACCUGUUGAUCUCAAAAUAGAGUUCAAAACAGCAUCGAAUAUUUCAUCAAAUACCACAGCAUAUUGUUUAAUUUUACAUGAUCGAAUAAUUGAUUAUAAUCCAUUGACUAAUGAAGUAAAAAAGCUUUAA